Fomitopsis serialis is the source of this 1380-nucleotide messenger RNA. Its product is annotated as FAD dependent oxidoreductase. Gene Ontology annotation, biological process: retrograde transport, endosome to Golgi. Gene Ontology annotation, cellular component: cytoplasm; late endosome. Gene Ontology annotation, molecular function: oxidoreductase activity. Bases 1 to 1380 code for a protein of 459 amino acids. Lineage: Eukaryota; Fungi; Basidiomycota; Agaricomycetes; Polyporales; Fomitopsidaceae. The record is from RefSeq and is a predicted model, not a curated record. The transcript is spliced from 4 exons.
AUGCCCGACACCGUCGUCCUCGGCGGCGGCAUCAUCGGCCUUUCCACAGCCUACUAUCUUGCUCAGCUCUCGCGUGAGAGCGGACUGGUUCAACCCGCCAUGGCGCCGCUCGGCGAUCUCUCGUUCCGGCUGCACGCAGAACUCGCGGAGAAGAACAACGGCCGCGCGAGAUGGGGCUACUCACCAAGUAUCUCGUACUCCCUUGACCGCGACUCGAGCGUGAGAGGAGACUCUGACACGGAGUCUGACCAGGACCCGACUUCGAGUCACCCGUGUCCCCCAGGUCUGAACAGCGCUCUCUUGAAGGCGACCAGGAGGUGCCGAAUCGCCGAGGCUACUGCCGCAUCGACGGCUCUGGAGGCAGCAGAAGAACAGCGGCCCGUCGGUGCUGGUGCAGAGGAGCAGGCAGCCGCCGACCUCGCACAGGCAAACGCGGACGCGGAAGUGACGGCGCUCGCGAAGGACAACCCCGCUGCUGUCGACCUAGCCAAGCUCGACGAACCGUUCUGGCUGAGAACGCAGCCACAUGCUGUGCAGGCCAUCUCCGACAAGACUACGACCGCCCAAUGCAACCCGCACCAGCUCUGCGAAUUCCUGCUCGACUCCUGCCUCGCCAUGGGCGUCCGCCUCCACCACCCCGCCCAAGCGACCCGCCUCUUCCACGCCGACGCCAAAGACCCGUCCUCGCAGACCAUGCUCGAGAUCACCUGCAUCUCCAAGACGAGCGUCGGGCGCACGAUCCGCACGGGCUGCUACGACGUCCCGUGCGACAGCCUCGUCGUCGCCGCGGGCUGCUGGACGCCCGCCGCGUUCUCCACGCUCUUCCCCGACGCGCCGCGCCCGCCGCCGAUCGACCGCCACGCGGGGUUCAGCCUGCGCGUGCGCUCGCGCCACUGGCAGCCCGCGCCGCCGUACGCGGGGCCGUGCCACGCGAUCUUCACGUCGGACCCGAGCGGGUUCAGCCCGGAGCUCUUCACGCGCGUCGGGCGCGAGCUCUGGAUCGGCGGGCUGAACGACGCGGAGCUCGCGCUGCCCGCGGACCCGAUGGACGCGCAGCCGGAGCCGGACGCGAUCGAGCGCAUGCUCGCGGUCGGGCGCGAGCUCUGCGGGGAGGACAUCGAGGUGAUCGACUCGGGCGUGUGUUUCCGGCCGGUGACGCCGAGCAGGAAGCCGAUCAUUGCGAGGGUGGACGGGGAGAAGCUGGGGAGCGGCGUCGUGCCGCGCGCGAAGGCGGGCGCGGGCGUGCCCGGCGGGGUGUACGUCGCGGCGGGGCAUGGGCCGUGGGGGAUCAGCAUGUCGCUGGGGACGGGGAUGGUGGUGGCGGAGCUGGUUCUGGGGCGGGAGACGAGCGCGGAUGUGAAGCUUCUUGGGAAGUGGUAA